AUGAAAUAAAUUUGAUUAAAUAAGUGUAUUUAAAGGUACUGCAAUAAUCCAUCUACCAUAUCGAAAUACAUGUAACAAUGUAUCAUAUACAAAUAGUUUUGAUAAUCAUCCUAGUUGUUUCAACUGGUAUAUUCACUCAAAAUAUAUUAUAUGGAGAAACAUUGUAUCAAUGUCCACAACAUUGGAUAAAAUUCCAAGAAUCUUGUUAUCGUUUUAUAAAAAGUCCCAUUAGAGAAAGGGACGAGGCUAGAAAAAAUUGUCAGGCUUAUCAGAGUGAUCUUAUUACAAUUAAUUCUGUGGAAGAACAUGGAUUUGUAUUAUAUCAAUUAUUAUGGCAAGAUCCUCAACAUCGUAAAUGGUACACUGGCAUUAAACAUCAAAAUGGAAACUGGAUGAAUGAAGGUGAUAACACUCAGUUACUAAACAUGGAUAAUGCAUUCUUGCCUGAGUCCAAUGAUAAUAUAAUUGGUAAAGAUUAUCUCGUAUAUUCUUACCACAAUAAUUUACAACGAUGGGGACUAGAAAAAGUAACAGCUAGAGAAAAGUUGUUGUACAUUUGUGAAGCUCCAAUCACUACUUUGCAUAACUUAGUUGAAGAUGAUCGUACUUAUCAAUAUGGUGUUGAAAUUGAUAACCCUAACCAAAUACCCAGAGGACCAUAUUUUAUAAAGCAACCUGUAGAUAAAGUAUUUGAUGUGACAAAAAGAAAAACAAACAAUGAUGUUUCUUUAAGUUGCCUUGCGGGUGGUUACCCUGCACCAACAUAUGAAUGGUUUAAGGAGGAUUAUGAAAAUGAUAGAUUAAUUGCAACAAAAAUAGAUCCGCUACAAAAUGUUAGAUAUACAGUGAGUGGUGGUACAUUAAUUAUUUAUGAACCUGACCAGACAGUAGACAGAGGUUCAUAUCAUUGCAAAACCACAAAUAAGUUUGGUACUAUUAUUUCGGAAAGUGUUGAACUAUCAUUUGGUUAUAUAUUGGAAUUUAAUUUAAAACGCUCAGAAGAGCGUGGUGAUCAAAAUUGGGGUAAAGCUGUGUACUGUGAUCCACCACAACAUUUUCCUGGAGUUAAAUAUUACUGGGCACGUGACUAUUUCCCUAACUUUGUGGAAGAAGAUAAACGUGUCUUCGUUUCCCAUGAUGGGGCCCUUUAUUUUUCUGCAUUGGAAAUGAUUGACCGUGGAAAUUAUUCUUGUAAUGUACAAAGUGUUGCAUCUGAUACUGGUCGUAAUGGACCAUUCUUCCCAUUGAGGGUUGAUUCACAUUCUUCAUUUCAACAAUUAAAAUUUCCCAAUAAUUUUCCAAAAGUAUUUCCAGAGGCACCAGUUGCUGGAGAGGAAGUUAGACUUGAAUGUAUUGCGUUUGGAUAUCCUGUUCCAUCAUAUAACUGGACAAGAAGAGGUGCGCCAUUACCACGUGGAGCACAUGUAACCAGUUAUAAUCGAGUAUUAAUAAUACCAAAAGUACAUGUUGAUGAUCAAGGAGAAUACAUCUGUAGAGUUCACAAUGAUAGAUUAGCAAUUGAAAAUUCUGUAAGGCUAACUAUACAAGCAGCUCCCAAUUUCACCAUUCCAUUAGUGGAUAAACACAUGGAUAAUAGAGGCGAAUUAACUUGGACUUGUGAAGCAUUUGGAAUACCAGAUGUAACUUACAGUUGGUUUAAAAACGGUGAAUUAUUGGAUAUGGAAAUUUUGCACCCUGAAGAUAAAGAUCGUUAUUUUAUACAAGACAAUGUUCUAAGCAUAAAACAUUUAGAUCCAGAAAGAGAUCCAGCUAUGUACCAAUGUCGUGCAAAGAAUCAAUUGAAAACAAAAUACUCAUCUGCACAACUCAGAGUUUUAUCAUUAAAACCAUCCUUUAAAAAGCGACCUUUGGAACCUGAGACAUAUGCAGCAGAAAAAGGCAAUGUUACAAUUUUUUGUAAUCCUGAAGCUGCACCCAGGCCGAAAUUUGUCUGGAAAAAAGAUGGAAAUGUGAUUGGCUCUGGUGGUAGACGAAAAAUUUUAGAAACUGGUAGUCUUAUUAUAAGCCCAGUUUCUAGAGAUGACGAAGGCACAUACGCGUGUACUGCAACGAACCAGUAUGGAAGUGAUGAAACUCGUGGGCGACUGAUAGUUUUACAUGGGCCACAAUUUCUGGAGCGAUUACCACAACACAUAACUAUUGCAGUAAUGCAAAAUCAAACUUUGCGUUGUAUGGGAGAAAUAGAUGAAAUCCUAGAUGUUGCUUAUAUUUGGAAGCACAAUGGUUUACUUAUCAGAGAUGAAGAUUUAUUGAAUAAUCCAAGAUUGCAUAUUGAUGGCGAAGAACUUAAUAUAAUAAAUGCUACGUUCGCAGAAGCUGGAGAGUAUGAAUGUAUAAUUAAAAGUGCUGUGGGGAAAAUUUCUAGCAAAACAAUAAUUACAGUACAAGGACCGCCAGGACCACCUGGAGGUGUACAAGUUGUAAAUAUUGUAAAAACUUCCACAACAUUACGUUGGACAGAUGGUGCUUUGAAUGGUAAACCCAUUACUAUGUAUACAGUAAGCGCAAGAACCAAUUGGAACCAUACAUGGUCUAAUAUCAUAGAAAAUAUUACUGCUGUGGAAGUAGAUAGAUAUAAUGGCAGGAAAGAAGCAUAUUUAGAGAAUAUUUUAAAUCCUUAUACCACUUACUCGUUUGCUGUAUCUGCUUAUAAUGAAUUAGGAUACAGCUUAUUUUCUUCACCUUCGCCGCAAUAUAGCACUCCAUCAGAUAAACCAACUAAAGUUCCAUCUAAUAUAGGUGGUGGAGGGGGGAAAAUUGGAGACCUUACCAUUAAAUGGGAUCCUUUACCACCCUCAGAUCAAAAUGGUCCAGGAGUUUACUACAAAAUCUUUUGGCGUAGAAAAUAUCAUGAAACAGAGUUUCAGUCAUUAUCCUUGAAGGAUUAUGGUAAUGUUGGUAGAAGUGUUAUACAAAUUCCACAACAAUUCUAUUAUACAGAAUACGAAGUCAAAGUCCAAGCAGCUAAUGCAUUAGGCUUUGGACUAGUUUCUGAUGCAGUUACAAUAUUUAGUGCAGAAGACAUGCCACAGGUAGCUCCACAACAAGUUGUUGCGCGUAGUUAUAACAGUACCAGUUUAAAUGUUAGUUGGGCAUCAAUUGAAAAAACUCGGGAAAAAAUACGGGGGAAAUUAAUAGGUCACAGGAUAAAGUACUGGAAAGAAAACAAUCGAGAAGAAGAUGCAGUAUAUUACUUAUCUCGAAGUACAAGGCCUUGGGCUCUUGUAGUUGGUUUGCAACCUGACACAUACUAUUAUGUCAAAGUAAUGGCAUAUAAUUCUGCUGGAGAGGGUCCUGAGAGCGAACGAUAUUUAGAAAGGACAUAUCGGAAGGCACCACAAAAAGCACCAUCUUCUGUUAAUGUAUAUGGUGUCAAUCCUUCGACAGUUAGAGUUGUUUGGCGUUACGUACAACCAAGUUUAGAAGAGGAACCACUAAUAGGAUACAAAAUACGUGUUUGGGAAUUAGAUCAAGAUAUGAGUACUGCAAAUGAUACUAUUAUACGAGGCGGUUCAAAAUUAGAAGCCGAUAUUAUUAAUCUUAGUCCUGGUAAGGCGUAUCAUUUGCGUGUACUUGCAUAUAGCAAUGGUGGCGAUGGACGCAUGUCAAGCCCAACUUAUACAUUCCAAAUGGGUGAUGCAACAGCUUUCAGAAGUAGUGGUAGUAACAAAAUCUUGAAUGCUGCUUCUGGUAUAUCAUUGUUAUUACUAUUACUCAUUUAUGAAUACGUAUAGUGCAUGGGCACUUUUUAUAUUAUGUAUGUACAUUCAACGAAUAUAUAGCAACAAAUUUUUAUG
Dufourea novaeangliae is the source of this 3818-nucleotide messenger RNA. RefSeq names its product contactin. Gene Ontology annotation, molecular function: protein binding. The record is from RefSeq and is a predicted model, not a curated record. The transcript has 8 exons. Gene Ontology annotation, biological process: cell-cell adhesion. The coding region runs from base 78 to 3755 and encodes 1225 amino acids. Lineage: Eukaryota; Metazoa; Arthropoda; Insecta; Hymenoptera; Halictidae.